CUGCUAUAAAUGUCCCAUUAUCUACUCGUAAUUGAAGUAAAUAGGUUGACAUCAGAGCAGGUGAUACAACAGCAAAAUAAUGGAGAAUCGUGGUUUCGAAAAUGUACCGGAAUCUCAUGCAAAACUAUCAGAUACUGCAGAAAAUGAGCAAACAUCAUCCAAACCGCCAAACUCAGCACAAGUAAAUCUCCAUACAGGCGACAUUGCAGAUUCUUUCAACAGGCUUGAUUUGAACAGCUAUGCAUCACGGAAAUCUUUCGCUCAAGGAAUGCUGGAUUUGGCACUACUCACAGCGAAUGCAUCUCAGCUAAAGUUUCUGCUCACCGUGGGCGAAGUCCACGAAUUCUACCAUUUACUGCUGACGUUGGUGAUAUUGUCAAUUUCGUUGCAGGUAUUUCAAGCAGUGAUGAUAAUUAUUCUGGCUAUGAUACUUGAUGUGAAUAAAGUCGAACAACAGAAGAAAACCGAUAUUCUCAACAAUAUUCUAAUCAUCUUCACUGUGAUAAGUGUCGUGAUGAAUAUUAUUAUCAGCGCUUUCGACAUGAAAAGUCAAAGUAACCUCCUAGGAUUGUAGCAAAGACAAUACACAGCAUGAUGCACAGUGCAUUUAGAUUAUAAACAUCGCCAGAUGCAACAGUCAAAAGAUAAAAGUUGCAUGUUCGCCGAAUAGUGUUUACAAUAAUAACCAAUAAUUCAAAUAUGCUUUAAGCAUUACUAGUCCAUUGUACUGUAUAAGUAGAAACGAGGGUUAAGCUGGAAUAUAUAAUAGGAAACUGAAGAAAAAGUUCUAUGCGAUUUUCACGUUUUAUUGAUAAUUUUGCACAAUUUUUAUCAUUUCACGAUUAAUAACUUUACCUGGCAGCAGAUCUGUGUUUUAUUAAAUAAGUUGUAGAUCA
Messenger RNA from Malaya genurostris, 896 nucleotides. RefSeq names its product ninjurin-2-like. Bases 80 to 574 code for a protein of 164 amino acids. Lineage: Eukaryota; Metazoa; Arthropoda; Insecta; Diptera; Culicidae. Gene Ontology annotation, cellular component: membrane. The record is from RefSeq and is a predicted model, not a curated record. Gene Ontology annotation, biological process: cell adhesion; tissue regeneration. The transcript has 3 exons.